Molecule: messenger RNA, 3093 nt
Organism: Apodemus sylvaticus (European woodmouse)
Lineage: Eukaryota; Metazoa; Chordata; Mammalia; Rodentia; Muridae
Gene: Mmp2
Product: matrix metallopeptidase 2
Exons: 13
Coding region: 336-2324 (662 amino acids)
Biological process (GO): extracellular matrix organization; tissue remodeling; collagen catabolic process
Cellular component (GO): extracellular matrix
Molecular function (GO): zinc ion binding; metalloendopeptidase activity
Source: RefSeq, a predicted model, not a curated record
UCUUCCAGCCCAGCCGGCCACAUCUGGCGUCUGCCCGCCCUUGUUUCCGCUGCAUCCAGACUUCCCCGGUGGCUGGAGGCUUUUUGUGCAUCCAGAACUUUAGAUAUACAAAGGGAUUGCCAGGACCUGCAACCCCCCCCCCCCCACAACCCCCGCGUGCGCAGCGGUGCGUAUUGGGACUUGGGACCCCGUUAUGAGCCCCUGAGGCCCCGAGAAGCCCGAGGCAAUAGAGGUAAGGGGAUCUCGGAACGCCUUGUAGAGCAGGCGCCAGCUGGGCGGACCCCAGGGCACAGCCAGCGACCUCAGGGUGACACAAGGAGCCCGGGAGCGCAACGAUGGAAGCACGAGAGGUCUGGGGAGCGCUCGCCGGCCCUCUGCGGGUUCUCUGUGUCCUGUGCUGCCUGUUGGGCCGCGCCAUCGCUGCACCGUCGCCCAUCAUCAAGUUCCCAGGCGAUGUCGCCCCCAAAACAGACAAAGAGUUGGCUGUGCAAUACCUGAACACUUUCUAUGGCUGCCCCAAGGAGAGUUGCAACCUCUUUGUGCUGAAGGAUACCCUCAAGAAGAUGCAGAAGUUCUUUGGGCUGCCCCAGACAGGUGACCUUGACCAGAACACCAUCGAGACCAUGCGGAAGCCGAGAUGUGGCAACCCAGAUGUGGCCAACUACAACUUCUUCCCCCGAAAGCCCAAGUGGGACAAGAACCAGAUCACAUACAGGAUCAUUGGUUACACACCUGACCUGGAUCCUGAGACAGUGGAUGAUGCCUUUGCUCGGGCCUUAAAAGUAUGGAGUGACGUGACGCCACUACGCUUUUCUCGAAUCCAUGAUGGAGAAGCUGACAUCAUGAUCAACUUUGGACGCUGGGAGCAUGGAGAUGGAUACCCAUUUGAUGGCAAGGAUGGACUCCUGGCACAUGCCUUUGCCCCGGGCACUGGUGUUGGGGGAGAUUCUCACUUUGAUGACGAUGAGCUGUGGACCCUGGGAGAAGGACAAGUGGUCCGAGUAAAGUAUGGGAACGCUGAUGGCGAGUACUGCAAGUUCCCCUUCCUGUUUAACGGUCGGGAAUACAGCAGCUGCACAGACACUGGCCGCAGCGAUGGCUUCCUCUGGUGCUCCACCACAUACAACUUUGAGAAGGAUGGCAAGUAUGGCUUCUGUCCCCAUGAAGCCUUGUUUACCAUGGGUGGCAAUGCAGACGGGCAGCCCUGCAAGUUCCCGUUCCGCUUCCAGGGCACCUCUUACAAUAGCUGUACCACCGAGGGCCGCACAGAUGGCUACCGCUGGUGUGGCACCACCGAGGACUAUGACCGGGAUAAGAAGUAUGGAUUCUGCCCUGAGACCGCUAUGUCCACUGUGGGUGGAAAUUCAGAAGGUGCCCCGUGUGUCUUCCCCUUCACUUUCCUGGGCAAUAAGUAUGAGAGUUGCACCAGUGCUGGCCGAAGUGAUGGCAAGGUGUGGUGUGCGACCACAACCAACUACGAUGAUGACCGCAAGUGGGGCUUCUGUCCUGACCAAGGAUAUAGCCUAUUCCUCGUGGCGGCCCAUGAGUUCGGCCACGCCAUGGGACUGGAACACUCUCAGGACCCCGGAGCUCUGAUGGCCCCUAUCUAUACCUACACCAAGAACUUCCGGUUAUCCAAUGAUGACAUCAAGGGAAUCCAGGAGCUCUAUGGGCCCUCACCCGAUGCUGAUACUGACACUGGUACUGGACCUACACCUACACUGGGACCUGUCACUCCGGAGAUCUGCAAACAGGACAUUGUCUUUGAUGGCAUUGCUCAGAUCCGUGGUGAGAUCUUCUUCUUCAAGGACCGGUUUAUUUGGCGGACAGUGACACCACGUGACAAGCCCACAGGUCCCUUGCUGGUGGCCACAUUCUGGCCUGAGCUCCCAGAAAAGAUUGACGCUGUUUAUGAGGCCCCACAGGAAGAGAAGGCGGUGUUUUUCGCAGGGAACGAGUACUGGGUCUAUUCUGCCAGCACUCUGGAGCGAGGAUACCCCAAGCCACUGACCAGCCUGGGGUUGCCCCCUGAUGUCCAGCAUGUGGAUGCUGCCUUUAACUGGAGUAAGAACAAGAAGACAUACAUCUUUGCUGGAGACAAGUUCUGGAGAUACAAUGAAGUGAAGAAGAAAAUGGACCCCGGUUUCCCUAAGCUCAUCGCAGACUCUUGGAAUGCCAUCCCCGAUAACCUGGAUGCAGUCGUGGACCUGCAGGGCGGUGGUCACAGCUACUUCUUCAAGGGUGCUUAUUAUCUGAAGCUGGAGAACCAAAGUCUGAAGAGUGUGAAGUUUGGAAGCAUCAAAUCCGACUGGCUGGGCUGCUGAGCUGGUCCUGUUCCCACGGGCCCUAUAAUCGCCAUCACUGCACACCCGGGCCCAGGACACUGGGGAAGGAUAUGAAGAGGCCUGGUUGCCCUGCCUUCCCGCUCUGUAGUUAAUUAGCCUUCUCCUUCACCUGGUGAUUUCAGCUUUAAGAGGGUGGCUUCUUUUUGUGCCCAAAGAAAGGUGCUGACUGUACCCCUCCCAGCUCCUUCUUCUCCUUCCUGCCCACGCUAAGGGGAUGCUUGGAUAUUCGCAAUGCAGCCCUCCUCUGGGCUGCCCUGGUGCUCCACGCUUCUGGCUCUUCAACAUCUAUGAUCUUUGAUAGCUUACUGCACCCUCAGAGUCAACAGAGACUGUCUUAGGAGGGCACUGGUUGCCCCGCAGCCUGGCAUGGGGCCAUGGGAUACAGGUGUGUCACGGUGGAAAUCAGAGACACCCGGGUUCUCCCUUCCAGCUGCCCUGACACCUGCACUGCUUUAGCUAUUUGUUUUGUAUGCCCUUCGCUCGUUUCGUUCAACCUUUGCAGUGUUUCCACUCUACUGCCUUUUCUGACCAAGGGACUCGGGUGGUCUGACAUCACUGCAUGAUGCAUCUCAGCCCGCCAAGCGAUGGCUCCCCUCCUCACUCUGUGUACAUCAUCCCCAGUCACUUCCUCCACUGGAUGGAGGAGAACCAAGCCAGUGGCUUCCUGCGCAGCCUUCAUGCUUCUGCCUUUAACAGUUCCCCAUGGGAAAUGGCAAACAAGUAUAAAUAAAGACACCCAUUGAGUGGC